Molecule: messenger RNA, 384 nt
Organism: Venustampulla echinocandica
Lineage: Eukaryota; Fungi; Ascomycota; Leotiomycetes; Helotiales; Pleuroascaceae
Exons: 2
Coding region: 1-384 (127 amino acids)
Source: RefSeq, a predicted model, not a curated record
AUGAAGUUCUCGAUUGCCGUAUUGACCGCUGCCCUGGGGUCGACGACUCUUGCUGCACCCAACUCUCUGACUGAGUUCGCUAAUCCUACACAGAUGCCGAACCAGGUUCUUGAGCGCUUUAAUUCAAGGGACGCGACCCCCGGGCCCGCAGCAAAUUUUAUUGCUCUCGACGACCGCGACGGCAACUUGCGGAAAACAGAGAAGCGUGCCAAUACCCAUCUAUACAUCUGCAAAGACAUACACUUCGCCGGGCCGUGCCAGAAUCUCGAGGUUUCGCGUGGAACAUGCUAUGGAUUUGGCAACGGUUGGGACAAAGAAAUUAGCUCCCUCGGUCCCGAUACAGGAACAGUCUGCUGCAUCUGGGAGUAUGUAUUACACAUCUGA